Messenger RNA from Notechis scutatus (mainland tiger snake), 664 nucleotides. RefSeq names its product serum amyloid P-component-like. The record is from RefSeq and is a predicted model, not a curated record. Gene Ontology annotation, biological process: innate immune response. Gene Ontology annotation, molecular function: complement component C1q complex binding. Lineage: Eukaryota; Metazoa; Chordata; Lepidosauria; Squamata; Elapidae.
AUGGAAAGCCUGCGUCCCUUUCUCUUCAUUCUCUGCACUUUGCUGGGAGCUUUGGCUCAACAAGAUCUCAAAAACCACAUCUUUGUGUUCCCGGAGGCCUCCAACACGGCGCACGUGGUGCUGGAAGCCAACCUGAAGAAGCCCCUGACCAGCUUCACCAUUUGCGAGAGGGUGUACACAGACCUGACGCGGGGCUACAGCACGUUCUCGUACGCCACCGCGGCGAGCGACAACGACAUCCUCGUCCACAGGGCCAGCCCCACCGAGUACGAGUUUUAUUUGGGAAGGUCCAAGGUGGCCUUUAAAACCCCGGCCUCCACCUGCGGGUGGGAACACGCCUGCGUGGCGUGGGAGUCUUCCACGGGGAUCGUGGAGCUGUGGCUGAAUGGGGUCCUUUUACCCAGGAAGGGAAUCGGGAAAGGUUACGCCGUGAGUCCGAAAGCGUCCAUCGUCCUGGGCCAGGAUCAAGAUACCAUGGGGGGUGGGUUUGACAGCAAAGAGUCUCUGGUGGGGGAACUCACCGAUCUGUACUUCUUCGACCGGGUGCUGACACCCCAAGAAGUGACUUUACUGAGAAGGAAUGUCUUUGCAGCCAAAGCCCUCAUUAGCUGGAGAGCUCUGUCCUUCCAGAUCAAAGGUUACGUUGUGGUUAAGCCCCUCCGUG